UUCUGAAUACCAGGCGCUGCCCCUGGGCUUUCUGUUCUGUUGUAGAGCCCAGUUACCAGAAUAUUUAAAUCACGGUGGCGUUAAACACGUUUUAAUAUCUGAUAGGGCCAGUUUCUGCGCAUUGCACAUUUUUUUUUUUUCUCUUUCAGGAACGUGUUCGGGCCCGCGGCAGGGGGCGGGGUCGCGCCUCCUCCGCGGCUCUGGUUCCAGUGGAGCCUCACGGACGCGGAGAUGGAAAUCCCGAGGCUGCUCCCGGCUCGCGGGACGCGACAGGGCGGCGGCGCUGGCAGCCCCGGGGGUGGCGGCCGGAUCCACGGAGGUCCUGACCCGCGGGCCGGACAGGCCCCCGCGCGCCGCCUCCUGCUGCUCCGGGGCCCCCAAGAUGGCGGGCCCGGGCGGCGGCGUGAGGAGGCCCGCGCGGCCUCCCCCGGCCCGGGCCCGGGCCCGAGCCCGUUGGCGCCGAGGCCCGAUCACGCUGGUGGCGGCGGUGGCGGCGGUGGCGGUGGUGGCGGCAGCUGCGGCGGUGGCGGCAGCGGCAGCGAUGACUUCUUCCUGGUGCUGCUGGACCCGGUGGGUGGAGACGUAGAGACCGCGGGCGCCGGCCAGGCCGCAGGGCCCGUGUGGAGGGAGGAGGCCGGGCUGGGCCCACGGCUCCAGGGGGACGAAAGCGGCGCGAACCCCGAGGGCCGCCCUUGCCUGGGCCCCAGUAGCCUGUCCGCUAUCCCUGCCCCAGUCCCGGCGCUGGCCCCGAUCCCCGCCGCAGGCCUGGGCCCCGCUGCGGCCUUCGCGGGCACCGUCACUAUUCACAACCAAAACCUGCUGUUGCGCUUCGAGAACGGCGUCCUCACCCUGGCCACGCCCCCACCGCCAGCCUGGGCUCCUGGGGUCGCCCCUGCCCCGCAGCCCGGGGGUCUGAUCGUCCCGCCAGCGGGGAUCCCGCACGCCGCGCAGCCUGGCGACUGUCCUGAGCUGCCGCCUGACCUCCUGCUGGCGGAGCGGGCCGAACCCGCGCCCGCCCCUGCUCCCGAGGAGGAAGCAGAGGGCCCGGCUGCUGCUGCGAGCCCCCGCGGGCCCGGCGGCCCGGGCCAGGGCGUGGUGCUGUACCUGUGUCCUGAGGCGCAGUGCGGACAAACCUUCGCCAAGAAGCACCAGCUAAAGGUGCACCUGCUGACGCACAGCAGCAGCCAGGGCCAGCGGCCCUUCAAGUGCCCCCUGGGCGGCUGCGGCUGGACCUUUACCACCUCCUACAAGCUCAAAAGGCACCUGCAGUCGCACGACAAACUGAGGCCCUUCGGCUGUCCGGCAGAGGGCUGUGGCAAGAGCUUCACCACCGUGUAUAACCUCAAAGCGCACAUGAAGGGCCACGAGCAGGAGAACUCAUUCAAAUGCGAGGUCUGCGAGGAGACCUUCCCCACGCAAGCCAAGCUCAGUGCCCACCAGCGCAGCCACUUCGAGCCUGAGAGGCCCUACCAGUGCGCGUUUUCUGGCUGCAAGAAGACGUUUAUCACAGUGAGUGCCCUGUUUUCUCAUAACCGCGCCCACUUCAGGGAACAGGAACUCUUUUCCUGCUCCUUUCCUGGCUGCAGCAAACAGUACGACAAGGCUUGUCGGCUGAAAAUUCACCUUCGGAGCCACACCGGCGAGAGACCGUUCCUUUGUGACUUUGAGGGCUGUGGCUGGAACUUCACCAGCAUGUCCAAACUCCUAAGGCACAAAAGGAAGCACGACGAUGACCGGAGGUUCAUGUGCCCUGUGGAAGGCUGUGGGAAAUCUUUCACAAGGGCCGAACACCUGAAAGGCCACAGCAUAACCCACUUGGGUACAAAGCCUUUUGUGUGCCCUGUGGAAGGCUGCUGUGCCAGGUUCUCUGCUCGCAGUAGUCUCUACAUUCACUCCAAGAAACACUUGCAGGAUGUGGACACUUGGAAAAGCCGAUGCCCGGUCUCCACUUGUAAUAAACUCUUCACAUCCAAGCAUAGCAUGAAGACCCACAUGGCCAAAAGGCACAACCUCCGCCAGGAUCUCUUAGCUCAGCUAGAAGCUGCAAAUUCUCUUACGCCUAGCAGUGAACUUACCAGCCAGGGGCAGAAUGACCUCAGUGAUGCAGAGCUAGUGUCUCUCUUCUCUGAUGUGCCUGGUAAUAGUUCUGCUGCAGUGCUGGACACGGCAUUGGUGAACUCUGGAAUCCUGACUAUUGAUGUGGCUUCUGUGAACUCAACUCUGGCAGGGAACCUCCCUGCCAAUAAUAAUAAUUCCUUAGGGCAGGCUGUGGACCCUCCGGCCUUGAUGGCCACCAGCGACCUUCCUCAAAGUCUGGAUACCUCACUCUUUUUUGGAACGACAGCUGCCGGUUUUCAGCAGAGCCCCUUAGAUAUGGAUGACGUCUCAAGUCUAAGUGCGGGGUCCUUGGGAUCUCUGGGCUCUUUGGCUAUGAAAAACUCGAGUCAAGAGCCCCAAGCUUUGACCCCCAGCAGCAAGCUAACAGUAGACACAGAUGCUCUGACUCCUUCAAGCACCCUUUGUGAAAACAGUGUCUCAGAACUACUUCCGCCAACCAAAACGGAAUGGAGUGUACAUCCUGGCUCCGACUUCUUUGGACAGGAGGAAGAAACCCAGUUUGGAUUCUCCAAUCCAGCAGGAAACCAUGGGUCUCAGAAAGAAACAGACCUUAUCACAGUGACUGGCAGCUCAUUUUUGGUAUGAACUAAACUCUAUUCAUUCCUUGCCACAUGGCUUACUUUUAUUGAUGAUACUCAAUUUUAAGAAUAUUCUGGACUAAAUGUUUAAAUGCAGUUAUUUCUUACAGGUUUGAAAAAGAACAGAGCCCUGGGCUAGAAUUUUGGAGAUUUAAAUUGUGAUCUUGAGCCUGGAACUGGGACAAGUUGUGUGUACCUGAGCAAGUCACUUACGUAUCUGAGCCUUAAUUUCCUUAUUUAUAAAAUCAAGUGAUUUGAAUAGGUCGUUUCUAAGGUUAUUUCAGCUCUGUUUUCAUGAUUUUGUGCUCUUGAAUAUUUUAGGACCUUUUAUGAUGAUUAACUGUUGUAUUUGCUCCUAACGAUGGAGAGUGCAUUGAGAAUAAAUGAUCAGAGAACAUGGAACUAGUGUUUAACCUUAACAAUUUAAUGGAAAUUUUACACAAUGCUGAAAUAUUUCUAAAAUUUAAUAGUGGCACUAAGAAGAAAGCUGAACAUUUGGGUUGGUUCUUUUUACAUGUUUAUCUUUCUAGUCUCUAUUUUUGAUGAAAGGCUGUGUUGGUGAACGUGCCAGGGACUUAAUGUGACUCAGACCCAGAAAUACUGACAUUGUGGUGUUGAAUAAGUGGCCUUAAAUAAGUCAUUUCCUCUCACUAACCCUCAGUUCCCUAACUGUAAAGCUGUCAUUGUGAUGUCCACAUACCUGAUGCAUUUCAGACAUCUUUUUCUAUCUUAGAAAUUAGCUUUGGAGGGAAAAUGUUGUGUAUUUUGUUAUGUUUUAGUGAAUUUUUGUCACCUUACCUGCCCCUCUUAUUCCCUUUCUUAAAUAAAAGUUUAGUCUAAUUUAAUAUCAUACUUGUGGCAAAAAGUAGAGCUUUAAGCAGAUUGAGAAGCAGGAAAGGGAAUCUGUUUCUUCUACAGAUUAAUGAUUUUUCUCCAUGCAAUUCAUGUGACUUUGCCAACAUGUCCAUUAGACCAAGUUAUAGUAUUUUUGCUCUGCAUGCAAAACCAUCCCAUAGAAUGACUGGAGAGCUUGUGGUUCCAUGAAAAUCUGGGAAUGGACCAGAGUAAGAUUUUCUCACCUCUCUGCCCUGGAGAGCUCAUUGUUUGCCUUAUGUCAGGGUUGGAAUGAGAGUUUUUAUUUGCAUUUUGAGUAAUAUUGUCUUACAUGAGUAUAGCAUUUUACAAUUUAUGUGGCAAUUUCACAAUUGUUAUAUCUCUUCCUCACAAUUUUGUGAGAUAAUUGUGGCAAAGUUUCAAUUGUAGGUCAUAUUAAAAUUUACCUAACUCACAUUACAAAUGAAUUUUGCUUAGUAAUUAUUAAUUGUACAUGUAUAUAUGUAUAUAUAUCUGUGUAUACAUAUAUAUAUAUAUAUCUCAACUUUCAUUCUACUCUUCUGAGUUUCUUGAUCACUUUUGUUUAUAACCACUUGUUUCUCUUCCACCUUAAUUCAUGUCUGUUACCAUCUGCAAGCUCUGCUCCCUCUCCAACCUAUUCUAUAGCAUGUGCACAUCAGUCCUUGUGUUGAUCUCUUUUUUUUCAAUUAGGAAAGUAAUUUUCAUGGUCACCAUCUCUCAGCCAUUCUCCGCAUGGCUCGUUUUUCAGUCACAGUAUUUACUUCAAGUCUGAGUGUGCAUUCAGAAAUUAUUUUCUGGAUUUAGAAUUCAGUGUGUUUAUAUAUUAACCAAAUAAUAGUGGGGAUAUUUUAUGUAAGAUUUUAGUGAGACAUGUAUUUUUUCUAUUUUUCCAAAAUUUUUCACCAUGUAGUUCUAGCAAACACUAUGAGUUGCUCUGAAAUAUUCUAACUCGAUGCUGUUUGUAUGUACGUUUGUGGAUAACAAUUAUAGCACUUUGGCAGUGCACUUUAAAAUUUGCCAUUUUCAAAUGCUUCUGUACUAAUUUUUAAAUUGGUUGUACUCAUUCAUUGAAAAAGCAAAAAGUAUAUAAAAAUUUGUAAUCCAAUGAUAUGGUCAGAAUUUGAUUGUUUCUAACCAUUUAACAGUUCUCCCUCAGCACUUUGGAAAGAUUUUAAGUCCAUUUUAGAAAUGUGUUGUCAUUAGUUAAGUCCUCUUAAAUAAAUUACUCUUCUUUUCCUACAGAUAGGAAUGUAGAGUACCUGAGAUGAACAUGCAGGUCAUAGGCAUCUGUUAAUAUGUAUGACCAGAAAAAUAUUUUAAAAUCCUGUUACUUUGUUUCUCUAACCCCUCAUUAAAAACUACCACAAAAUAUACUUUUGUUACAUUCUGUGGAAUUGUCAAAGAACAGAUUUUAUUUUUGUUGAUAAAAAUCUGAAAUUGUUUAUAGGCUCACAUGGUUUCUUUCAGUCAAUUUGUUCAAAAGAUUGCUCUUUCAAUAUUGUUAUCCCAACAUGAUGGUGAAAAUGGCAUGAAAUUACAAUCAGAAGUGUCAAUACAACCAUAAUGGUUACAUUUCUGUUAGUGUUGGCAUAAAUUUGCCGUUUUAAAAAAUGAGAUAUGAUUUAAUGUUAUCUCAUUUGCUUUUUGUGCUUCUUCAGUCUUUGGUUUAUUAAAAUUUUGCCAGUUGAAAACACAAUAACAAAACGUUUUGCAGGAAGGUUCACAUCCAGGGGACUCUGUUGAACAUUUCAUCAUGAGUUAAAAUAUGUUUAUUUUGACAUUAUUACCGUGAUCUCAUUAUAGUAUUACAUAACUGAAAGCCUUAAAUAAUGGAAGUGAAACUUGAUAGAAUAUAAGGAUCAUUUUUUUCUUGAUUAAAUUCUUCAUAUUCCCAUCCAGUAAAAAUAAGAGAAGACUUUAGUGUAACAGGAUAUUUACGUCUAUUCCUUGAUUCCAGAUAAAGCACUGAUUAAUUCCCUGUUUGGGAAUAUUUGUAAUCCCUUAGUAAUUAUUAAUAUCAAACAUAUCCACUUGAUGAUUUGGUAAUAAUGAAACUGAAUUUAACCUAAUUUAGAUGCAGCUCAUAUGAAAUAUUAAUAAUAAUGAUAAGUGAAAUAUAAGGCUGACCUGAAAUUUAUGUAUAUUUUUCUUUUGAACAAAAUAUUUGCUUACCAAUUUUUUUAAAAAGCUAAAUAUGUGUUGGGAAUGUAGAAAACAGAUUAUCUAAACACUUUGUCAGAAGGCAACAAUAUAUUAAAAGCAAAUCACUCAUUACAAAUAAAUUUUUUUAUAUUUUUCAAAUCUGAAUCAAUUUGGUAACAAGUUUUAAGCUAGGGACCUCAUUGUAUAUUUCAACUUAAUUUACUGACUAUAUACAAAAUAUGUGGUAGAAGAGUACCAGGAAUAUAGAUAGGAGGAAUAAAAUGUGAACUGCAUCUUAAUUUUAGAGAGGACAUAGGAAUGCACAUGAAAUAUUUCACAACUAAACAAUACCAGCAAGCAAGUUUUCAGACACCAAAUGAAUGACUUGGAGGAAAAGGAGGGGCAGUAGCUAUGCUUUAAUGGAUGGUUACAUUCAGUUACAUAGAUAAGAGAAUAGAAGAAUUCCAACCAGGGGUGAAAAACCACAAGGAAAGAUUUUGAAAUGGAAUUGGCCACACAACACUGGGAAAGAUAACCUAGCUCAAAUGCAGGGCUCGUGUUUGGUAAGUGCUAAGUGUUAGGAUUAGACUGCUAAUGAUAGAGUCAAUAUCUGAAGAGCUAUGAAAACCGUUCGCAGUGGAUAGGACUUCAUUCUGGACAUGGUUACGAAUCAGUAAAUAUAUUUAAGAAAUCAAAUGAAGAUUAUGUAGAAAGUUUAAUAUAGUGUAUAUGUACAAUGUGGAUUUGAUGAGGGGAGAUAGGAAAAUCAUUUACGAGUCUAUUGUAAUAAUUUCAAGGUUCUGUGAUGAAAGCUUGAAUUAGAGUCAUGGCAGAAAAAGACAGAUACUGGAGUUGUUUUUAAAUUAGAGAAAUAUAAAUUGGUGACUCAUUGAAUAUAUGGGACAUCCAUCAGAAAAAGAAAGGAAGAUCAGAAAUAACUCUAAGGAUAUUUUUUGGAAACUAAAAAUUACAUUUCAUUAAUAUGGACAAAAGGUUGGGUAUUAUAACCUUUUCAGGAAUAUAUACUGAAAGAUGAUUAGUUUAGGACAUAUUUAAUUCAUUGGGAAGUGAUAAAUCAGUUAUCCUUGACUGAACUAUACACAUCGUGGAUUAUACACACCCUUAGACCAUGUGGGCCAUAUCAUCUCCCUUGAUUCCUUCAUAUAUACUCAGAUUCACAUUCAGUGUUAGUACUCUUGUUUACCUUUAAGUACUUACGGGCCUCUUCAACCUCAUACAAUACCCUCCCAGGAUACUCUGCAUUAAAAUGAGCUAUGUCACCUCAGUCUAACAAUUCUUUCUUACUACUACUCUCUUCCCUACUAUAUAUAUUCAAUGAAUAUUUUAUGUGGUACUUAGUAAUAUAAUAAAUCAUUUCUCCAGAAUUUGGGCGGUGCUGUUUAGUCUAGUCAUUAAUUUCAAUAGUUCUUCAAUAUAACCCUUGUUAGGUUGAAUUUUACCUACAUUUUUCUCAUAUUGUAAGAGAUAGGCCUAAGAUUGCCCAAAACGACUUUCCAUGUGAUCCUUGGGGCUCCUUACUUAUAAUCCCCUCUGUGAUUAACUAACAUGAUAUAUGAACUCAGUCAUAGGAAUUACAUUCUCUGUUAUCUACAUACCCUAACAUAUUUUCUCCUUUUUAUUGUUACCCUCACUACUAAUGGUGAUAACUCAAGGAAUGGAGUCCAAAGAAAAUGUGAGAUAAACAAGUAGCAUAAAUAAUUACCUAGCAAUUACAUUUUGUUUGAUAGUGAAUUUUGCUUUCCUGCAUUGUCAACAGAACACUUCACCUCAUUCUAAUUUCCUGCUGACAUUUAUGGACGUGAAAAACAGUUGGCCUACAGAAAAUAAUUCAUUAUUUUAAACAAAGCAAGACAAUGAUUCUUAAGAAGGUUAAUAAAGUGUGAAGCCCUUAGGAAUAUCUCUUAUUGUUAUCAGCUUAUUAAACAGCUGGUAAUUGUUAAGUGCCUACUCUGUGUGAGACAAUGUAAGGUUUAAAACAAAAGUAUAUUUUAUCAAUUCAUUCAAACAAACAUUUUUGAGCAUCUAUUUGACAACUCCUGUCCUUAUGCUCACACACAUUACUAUUUAGACAGAGAAACAAAAACUCAAGCAAUGAAAAAUAAUAUAUAAUGAAGUCCUAAUUGGUUACAUUUUGGAGUAAUAAAGAUUUAAAUUGAAUAGCAGCUGUCAUUUUCAAAGCAUGGACUAAAAAUUGGGAUAAGGAAAAAUUCAAUGCACAGAUUAUCAAAAGCUAUUUAAAAAAAUUCUAAGAAUCUAGAAUUUAAUCUGGGAUAUAGCAAUUAGGUUAAACUAUCCUAAAUUAAAAUUUAAAUGGAAUUUUGAGUGGUGACUUAAAUAAUUAUAGCAAAAUCCUUUGGUAAAUAAAAUUUAAAUUAUGCUUUAUUUUUAUUUAUUCUAGAUUGAAUCCUGGAUGUAAUGUUAUAUCUGAAAGUGAUCUUUUGGAAAUCAUAUAAGAUAAAUACGUUAUUUUCAAAGGGAAAACUAUAGACUAUAAAUAAAUAGUAUUAAGUUAAAUAAAAUGACCUUUCCUUAUAUUAGACACAAAAGCAAAUUUUAAUUUGCCGAAAUGGGAAAACAAGGACUUUAAUUAGGAAGUAUUUCAUAUAGGUACACUAUUUGAAAAGAAGAAUAUAUAGAUUUCAUAUGAUAUUUAGGACUGAGAACUGGAAUUUAGCAUAGAGAAUCCUGAGACUUCACCAGUUAUGUGGUGAAGGUCAGAGUAGUCAUCAAGCAAGCAUUUAAGAUUCUUAAUAAAAUAUAAGUAGCUUAAUACAUUUGGAAAGGGGAAAAAGUCCAUCAUGGCAAAAUAAAGCUCUCUUUAGUGACAAGCAGCAGUAUGUGUCCAAGAUGCAAAUGAGUUACAAAUGGUAGCAAAAACAAAGACAUUUCAACUCUCAGGCAUCCUCACUUUGGAAUAAAGCCAAGAAAUUAUCAAUCUUUAUCAGGACCUACUUCCCUUUCCUGUUUACGAUGGAGAGACAUAACUGAAGUAUGAGACUAUAUUAUGCUGGAUGUGGAAGAAGGAAGUUGGUCACAUAUCUGUUUGUGGGGAAAUUAGCCAAAACAGAGAGCUAAAGUGGAAAUUCUACCGACAGUGACUCAGUGAAUAGAGCAGCAGUUCAUUCCAGGCUAGUUCCAAUUUUAGAAUAUGUACUGCUGGACAGAUACUUUUUUUUCCUCCUGAUUCAUGUUGGCAUUAGUUAGUUAAUGCUAAACUUAACGCUUGAUGUUUCUAAGGAAAUAAAAUAUUUUUCCCCCUUAAAGUCACCUUAAUUUUCCUGUGUUUCUUAGAGCUAAUUGUUAUUAUUUUAUUUUUAAUUAGCAAUAACAUCAAUAAGAAGUGUAUCAGAUGUCAUGACAUGAUAAUAGAAAAAAGAGAUAUCAUAUAUUUAUUAUUUUUUCUCACUUUCUGAAAUGUUAAGUAAAACUUGUUUUUCUAUAUUUUUAUUUGAGGAUUAACUUUCCCAUGGGUAUGUCGUCGUUUGUGUACUUAGAAAGCAGUAGGACUUGGGAGUAUUGUUAAAAUAAGUAUUUAUAAUUAUAACUUUAGGAAUUUGACUACCUUGAAAAUGGAGAAAUCUAGGCUAGAUGUACUACUUUCCUAGAUAACAGAGAGAUAUUAUGGAAAGGAAUGAAGGACAAAUUCAUUGGGAAAAAGAGAUUCAUUUCUGUUAUUAAAUCAAACUUUGUAUUUAUCAAUCUUGCUGAUUAAUCAUAUAUAUUUUAUAGCAUAUUAUAGUCUGUUUUUAGAAGACUCUAUAUCUAGCACUGAGUGUUUCUUUAGGUGAGACCUGAAAAAAUUUGUUUGAUUUGCAUUACGUUUAAUUUUUAUUGAAUAUAAUUGACAGUAUUAUGCAAUAUUAUGUUGGUUUCAGGUGUACAACAUAGUGAUUUGAUAUUUUUAUACAUUAUGAAAUGAUCACCACAAUAAGUCUAGUAACCAUCUGUUGUUAUAAUAUUAUUGAUUAUAUUCCUUAUGCUGUACAUUACAUCCCCGUGACUUACUUACCUUAUACCUGGAAGUUUUUACCUCUUUAUACCCUUAACCCAAUUCUCCUGACCCUCCACCUCCCUCCCCUCUGGCAACCACCAAUUUGUUUUCUGUAUCUAUAGUAGGUAUUGAAUAGUCCUUUUCACUACUAAAUCCAUGUACCAAAUCUACUGAAUAUUGUAAAGAUUCAUUGUAUUGCAUCUUGUUAGCAAAGUGAUUCUGGUCGUCCUUCACCUUAAAUUCUUCUGGGGCAAAAAGUUCCUCAAAGAUAAAAUGUUACCUCAAUUUAAAAAAAGCAUUGAAAAUUCUUCCCAAAAACGAAGAUGAGAAAAAUUUAAACAAAAAAAGAGAGAAAAGGUUAAGUUUGCUCUUUAGCCCAAAUGUUUUGGCUUUUCCUAAGUGUGUUUGGCCUACAAAAUCUGUAUAAAAGUACAAUGGCAAUUUUGAAACACGCCCAGUAUUUUCCAGUUACAGUUAGCAAUGUAAAACCUUCAAAUAGAUGUUAUUGUAAUGUUGGUCACCUGUCUAUCUGAUACCAUCUGGCUUUUAGAAAUUCCAUGAAGAUAGAAAUGAAAAGUUUUCCAAAUUUAGACCUGCCUAUGAAAUGCCAAAAUGUGGUCAAAUUAGAUGCUGUGGAUUAUUUUAUAUGACAGAUAAUCUUAAGUGUUUGGUGCUUUCAACUAUUUCUACUCCAAAUAUUUUAAAAAGUAUUUUAAAAAUAAAUGUAUUUGAUUCAUUCCCUUAAAGUUGAUAAUUCAUUUUUUAUUUGAUUUUCCUUUGCAAUAUUGAUGCAUUGUUCCAUUCAAUAAACAUUCAGAUAACAACUUAUAGGUUAUCAGUUUUGAAACUGUAUUGUAUAUUUUAAUCAUUCCUUGCUUUAAUUUUUAAGCUACCAUAUAUUGAUUCAUAACCGGCUAUGGAGCAUUUUAUUUGUAAAAUGUAUUAUUUUUUAUAUUUUUAAUAGAAACAUGACAUAUAUUUACAAACAGAUCAUAAGGAUAUAUAGCUAUGUGAAUUUUCACAAAGUGAAUACAUCCCUGUAAUUACUACCCAGAUCAAGAAGUAAAGUACUACCAGGAUCUAAAAACUCCCUCAUGUCCUCUUCCAGUCUCUCUACUACCAUGAACCAAGAAAUAUUAUCUUGUCUUCUAAAACCAUAGAUUAAGGGUUUUGUUUGUUUUUCUAAAUUAUUAUUCAGAUAAAAUUCACAAUUUUAACCAUUUUUAUAAUUCAGUGUUUUUUUUAGUGCAUUCACAAUAUUGUGGAACCAUCACAAUUAUUUCCAGAAUAUUUCAUUAUCCAGAAAGAAACCCCAUACCCAUUAAGCAGCAAUCCUCCAUCCCCUAGAAAUCAUUAAUUUACUUUCUGUACCUAUGGAUUUGGCUAUUCUGCAUACUUCAUAUGAAGGGAAUUAUACAAUAUGUGACCUAUUAUGUCUGGAUUAUUUUACUUAAUAUAAUACUGUUUUCAGUGUUCAUCUCUGUUAUAGCAUGUAUCAAUACUUUAUUCUUUAUAUGGCUGAAUAAUAUUCCAUGGAAUGGGUAUACCACAUUUUGUUUAUUUACUCAUCAGUUGAUGGACAUUUGGGUUGUCUCCACUUUUGAGCUAUUACGAAUAAUGCUGCUAUGAACAUUUGUGUACAAGUUUUUGCGUGAAUAUACUAAAAGCAUAGAUUAGUUUUGCCUAUUAUUUUGCCUAUUUCUUAACUAAAAUCAGGAAUUGUUGCAUAGAUAAUUAUGAAAGAAAUCUUAAAGAGUAUUUUAAAAUUUAGAUGUAACAAUUUAUCUGAAAGCUGCUUUAUAGUGAAUUUUCUAGAAGUUUGUGUGUUUGUGGGAAAUAUAGAAUGCCAAAGAAAUGCAUAUUACUGUAUUUUUGGUAAUUAAUAAAAACAACAUUAUUAAUUGA
Molecule: messenger RNA, 11610 nt
Organism: Camelus dromedarius (Arabian camel)
Lineage: Eukaryota; Metazoa; Chordata; Mammalia; Artiodactyla; Camelidae
Product: zinc finger X-linked protein ZXDB
Exons: 1
Coding region: 232-2703 (823 amino acids)
Biological process (GO): regulation of transcription by RNA polymerase II
Cellular component (GO): nucleus
Molecular function (GO): transcription coregulator activity
Source: RefSeq, a predicted model, not a curated record